AGGGUAUUUUGGUGGCUUGUGUAGGGAUAAAACGUCGGCAUAGAGACCCUAUUGUGGGGCCCCUCUGCUCUUGCGCGCUAGCGAUCGCGACCCGCCGCACACUUUUGCGGUCGACGCGUUGCACCGUCUUCCCAAAUGCGCUGAGUUUUGGUCCCCACUAACACCGAUCCGUGGAUGCCGCUGCGUGAUCCGUAGGGGCAAUGGCAUCUGACGAGCCCAGCAGCAAUGCGCCGUACGAAGCGCGCGGCUGCACUGACCUGCCGUGGCUGUUCGCUCUGGCCGCAUUGCUGGGUGUCGCCGUGUUUGUAGCGUCGUUCGCACUGGCUCUGGGUGACCCCCUGCGCCUCGUGCACGGCUAUGACAGCUUCGGCAACGUGUGCGGAGCGCGCAACGUGCCCAUCGGCAGUCUCGCCUUGUCGGGCAUGGACGCGAGGGACAGGCCGUACCUCUUCUACAUGGACGUCGCCGACCUGCGCCACUCGCUCAAGAUAUGCGUCAGCCAGUGUCCGUCCCGAGCGCUCCGCACCUGGGACGAGGUGCUUCACUUUGGUGCCAAGACGGGCUCGUCCCUUUGCCGUUACGAUGUCCCCACUGUGUCGUCGAAUUCAACAGCGAUUGGCCUCGACCUCUUCAAUGAGGAGCAGAUAAGCACGGCACUUGGCCCCUGCCCAAGGCUUCCAGUGCCACCCACCAAGCCUGUUCACAACCGCUGUGUUCCAUACGAUGCCAGUUCAGACAUCCUUCGCAGCAUGUACGGAUACCUCAACAGUGCCGACACCCUUCAGCAGGUUGUCAGUGAUUUGUUUGCCGCAUGGCUCGAGGUAUGCUAUAUGCUCUCGUCUGCCUGUGUACUGUCCUUUGCUGUGGUCUUCUUGCUCCAUCGAUUUGCCGCAGUAGCAGCAAAGGCCAUCCUGAUUUUGUCAGUGGUCUCUGUGAUUGCUGUAGCAGGUACACUCUGGUGGACUUAUGUGGACAUCAAGGUCCAUCUUGACACAACACCGUUCGAUCACCUUCUCGAAAAAUCUGCUAAGAAUGAGCGUGCAUUCCUUGUUUUUGCUACUGCAGCGACCCUGUUCGCCACAGUUUUGCUGGCUCUUGCUGUGGCAUCGCACCAGCAGACUAGACUGGCUUUGUUUAACGAAGCUGGACACUGUAUUCGGCAGAUGCCCUUUCUUUUCGUACAGCCACUGUGGACUCUGGUUGCUCUGCUGGCUCUCUUUACAGCGUGGACCGUAGUCUUCCUUCACUUGGCCACUGCCAACCAUGCCAGCCGAGAGACUCUCCCCAUCGCAGCCGUUGCACCUGUUGCCAAGGCGCGACACUUAACCCUGGUGACUUACGAGAAGCCUUCUUGGGUCCGCUUUGCCUGGUGGUUCCAGCUGCUGUUUCUCCUCUGGUCGGCCGAGUUUGUGCUGGCCUGUCAGCAGACUGUCAUUGCCGGAGCCGUUGCGUCGUGGUACUUCAGCAAGGACUGCACCACGUUAGUGUGGCCUGUGGGCCGCUCUGCAGCUCGCCUGUUCGUUUACCACCUCGGAUCUGUUGCUCUGGGCUCACUUCUCACGCCACUGUGCAGGCUUCCAAGACUCGCAGUUGUGGCUUUGCGGCAAUGGACUAGUAGGAGUGGACGCUGCCAUAGAGGGCUGUGGUGCUUAAAGUGUGGGAGCCACAAUGCAUACACCAUUGUCACCAUUCGUGGCACAUCUUUCUGCACAGCUGGUCGCACGGCUGACUCUUUGCUUUCCCAGAGCUCCCACAUCAUCUCGGUCCUCAGUGGCUCGGUUGGCUUCCCGCUUUUCCUGGCCAAGUGCCUGGUUACGUCUGCGAUCGGUCUGCUGGCAGUGGUUCUGCUUUGUGGCCAGCCGCACCUUCAACUGUGCGCUGUGCCUGUGCUAGCUGUGACCGUGUUCUCGUACUUUGUGGCCCACUGUGUGCUCUCCCUCUAUGAAACGGUGGUGGACACGCUGGUGCUCUGCUUCGCCGAGGACGUGCUCUCCUGGGAGCCCAGCCACCGAGACCUGUAUGCCCCAGAGGGUCUGUGCAGGUUGCUGCUGGGAGACACUGCAUUGCUUCGUCCCCUCCCGGCAUAGCAGCGUAGCAGCUCUAAAGAAGAUUUUGGUACCGACAAACUGCAGACGCCGUUCUCUAUAGACGUUGUUCAUGGGAGGAAGGUUAAAAUUACCGGCAGCAGUAUUCCUCGUAGGCCUUUGAUCCCGGAAGACUCGAGUCAGGCUGCCCAGACUUGCCGCAACCUUUCACCACAGCUCCUGAUGGGCCUACAGCUCUUCCACUUCAAACUAGAAUGGAUGCGGUUCAUUUGAAUCAUAAAGGGAUUCCAAGACUAGCUAAGCCUGGCCUAGCGAGGCUGAAGAUGACGAAGACUGGAACCAAACGGCAAUGAAGAUGAGCAGCUCGUUCGGCAGACCAUGAAGGUAGGAGUUUGGAGAGCACGUCGAUGACAGAAUCGACGAACCGUCAACAGGGCAAGAGCACAGAGUCGACGUGGCAACGCGACAUGUACUGUAAGAAAGUUUUGUUACUAAAACGCCACAGACAUCAAACUCUGGAGUUUUCAGACACGUAGCCGCACCUGUCGACACAUUUUUAAGUAGUUCAAAGCCCGACUCUCCUGCACAGUUCGCUGCGCAACCAAGUUCAACAAGUGCGUGCGAAAUAACAAUUGAGCUAAAUAUAGGUACGUUUGCACGUUGAACUCUCAGAAAAAGAGCUACGAAUUUCUGUUGGCUAGUAGGGUUUGCCAUCAAACCGCCGUGACGUGCUUGCUGGUUCACUCGCCAGAAUGAUGGCGAAAACAAGAGCAUGCACAAUAGCUGCGCGAUCUAUGAAAAAAUACCCCAAUCCAUGCUGCUGUUGCAAUGCGAAUUGCCACGGGCGUAAAAGACUUUACCUUUACCGAUUUCCGUAGCUUUCGCAAAGCAGAACUGCAAGAGCACUAUGUGAGCUGUUGCGAACGUGUUGGGUAAGCAAAUUUUUCGCGUUCUCCACAGCCUGUCAUAUGAAAAAGUGUGAUAAUGCAGGUAUCUUGUUAUUGUUUUGAGUAGCCUUGAUGGAGAACCGCGCUAACUUUGACUAUGAAACUCAUCAGAGCCUCUGACCACAGUGCACACCGUGCAACAGUAGACUUGUGACAAGCACGAUAAACACCGCACACACCGCGACUCCCGAUAAUUUGAAGUGGUCGCCACCACACAGCGUCGUGCACGUAGGCUUUGAAGGCUCCAAGUUCUGGCAUAGUUCUGGUUUCAAUUCAAUUUCAAUUCAAUUUAUUUUCCAGUUUAUACAUGCUGGAUGGUUGCGUUGGGUUAAAAGCUACAUAAGUAGCUUGACGAGACCCAACGACCAGACUCAACUAUCAAAUGCGAAUACACUGGUCACACAGAUAAAUUGUAAAAUGUUGGUCGGAGGCUUUGGUUUCACCUUUUGUUGUACACUGAGAAAGUGGACACUUAUGUAUCCCAUUCGCAGUGUAUACAAACGGAAUACAACUGUCAGCAGAAAAUUCUACGAUGCGUAUUAAAACAGUUUAAUUCGCUGGAAGCGGUA
Rhipicephalus microplus (southern cattle tick) is the source of this 3561-nucleotide messenger RNA. RefSeq names its product choline transporter-like 1. The record is from RefSeq and is a predicted model, not a curated record. NCBI's taxonomy places the organism in Eukaryota, Metazoa, Arthropoda, Arachnida, Ixodida, Ixodidae. Gene Ontology annotation, cellular component: membrane. Gene Ontology annotation, biological process: transmembrane transport. Gene Ontology annotation, molecular function: transmembrane transporter activity.